Molecule: messenger RNA, 1263 nt
Organism: Recurvomyces mirabilis
Lineage: Eukaryota; Fungi; Ascomycota; Dothideomycetes; Mycosphaerellales; Teratosphaeriaceae
Gene: TEF4
Product: elongation factor EF-1 gamma subunit
Exons: 4
Coding region: 1-1263 (420 amino acids)
Biological process (GO): translational elongation
Cellular component (GO): nucleus; cytoplasm
Molecular function (GO): translation elongation factor activity
Source: RefSeq, a predicted model, not a curated record
AUGGCUCCCUUUGGCAAGAUCUACUCGUACCCAGACAACCCGCGCACGACCGCCAUCCUCGCCGUCGCCAAGGCCAACAAGCUCGAGCUCGAGCAGGUCCACACCGAGCCCGCCAAGGGGGUGAGCGACGACUACCGCCUCCUCAACAAGCUCGGCAAGGUCCCCACCUUCCAGGGCGCUGACGGCUAUGUGCUCAAUGAGUGCAUGGCCAUUGCCAUCUACAUCACCUCGCAAAACGAGAAGACAACCCUCCUCGGCAAGACCAAGCAAGACUACGCCUCCAUCCUCCGCUGGAUGUCCUUUGCCAACACCGAACUCCUCCCCCAGCUCGGCAAAUGGUUCCGCCCUUUGAUCGGCCGUGACCCCUACAACAAGAAGAACGUCGAGGAGGGCCAAAAAGCCACCGAGCUCAACGUCAAGGUCCUCGAGGACCACCUCCUCGUCAACACCUACCUCGUCUCCGAGCGCUUCACCCUCGCCGACCUCUUCACCGCCAGCAUCAUCAGCCGCGGCUUCCAAUUCUUCUUCGACAAGGAGUGGAGGAAUGCUCACCCCAGCUUGACGAGAUGGUUUGACACCGUCCGCAACCAGGAGAUCUACAGUGCCGUUGCCAGUAAGCUCGAUUUCAUCGAGAAGGCCAUCCCCAACACGCCUCCCAAGAAGGAGGAGAAGCCCAAGGCUGAGCAGGCCAAGAAGGAGCAGCCGAAGAAGCAGGAGAAGAAGAAGGAUGUCGAGGAUGAUGAUGAGGAGGAGGAGGACAAGCCGGCGCCCAAGCCCAAGCACCCGCUCGAGGCCCUCCCCCGCGCUACCUUUGUGCUCGAUGAUUGGAAGCGCAAAUACUCCAACGAGGAAACGCGCGAAGUCGCCCUCCCCUGGUUCUGGGAAAACUGCAAGUUCGACGAAUACAGCAUCUACGCCGUCGACUACAAGUACAACGACGAACUAACCAUGACCUUCAUGACCUCCAACCUCAUCGGCGGCUUCUUCGCCCGCCUCGAGGGCUCCCGCAAGUACCUCUUCGGCGCCACCUCCGUCUACGGCGUCACCAACGACAGUAUCGUCAAAGGUGCUUUCGUGGUCCGGGGUCAGGAGGCCCAGCCUGCGUUCGAUGUGGCGCCUGAUGUCGAUUCGUAUGAUUUCAGGAAGUUGGAUCCCACGAGUAAGGAGGACAGGGCGUUUGUGGAUGAUAUGUGGAGUUGGGAUAAGCCGGUUGAGGUUGGCGGGAAGAAGUAUGAGUGGGCGGAUGGGAAGGUGUUUAAGUAG